Messenger RNA from Eucalyptus grandis, 2195 nucleotides. RefSeq names its product transcription factor TGA2.3. The record is from RefSeq and is a predicted model, not a curated record. The transcript is spliced from 11 exons. Gene Ontology annotation, biological process: regulation of DNA-templated transcription; DNA-templated transcription. The coding region runs from base 380 to 1837 and encodes 485 amino acids. NCBI's taxonomy places the organism in Eukaryota, Viridiplantae, Streptophyta, Magnoliopsida, Myrtales, Myrtaceae. Gene Ontology annotation, molecular function: DNA-binding transcription factor activity; sequence-specific DNA binding.
AGGUGCGCAUUGGGAAACGAAAAUGCCCGAGUCAGAAAGCAAUAAUGAAAAGGGCCUGGCCUUCGUAAAUUAUUUAAGUGUUGCUCAAGAAAGCGAGCCGUACUGAUACGCUAUCCUGUUCUUGUUAAAGAUACAGCCGGAAGAUUUCGUUUUCUUCUGGCUUCUUUGUGCUCUUCCUCUGAUUCCGUUCUCUCUCUCUCUCUCCCUCUCUCUCUCUCUCUCUAUCUGCUCCUUUCUUCUCGAACAUGAUUCCGUGAUCUCACCUCAUGCCCGUUUUUCUUCAUCUGUCCCUGAUAGUGUUUCUCUGUUGUUCUGUUGUUAGAGAGAGAGAGAGAGAGAGAGAGAGAGAGGCAGAGUGACACUGUAGAGUGAAAGAAACAUGCAGAGCUUCAAAGCAGCUCCUCCAACGAACCCCGACAUAUAUUGCCCAGCUUCCUUCUUUCUCAGAGGUGACGAUGUGAUGAGCCGGAACCAGACCCGCUUCCCGGAUCUCGGCGAGCUCGAGCAGUCCGUUGCUGCAUUUCAUCACGAAGAUGCUGUUGAUUUAAGCCCAAGCUCUGCCUUCAGCCUUAAGCCCAACAACAGCAUCGCUUUUGUUGCAAACAAUCUGAGCUAUGGAGGCUUGAACCCGUGCAUGAGCUCUUCGGGAGUAGUGACAGUGUCUUCAGGAGGAGGAGGAGGAGGAGGAGGGGGAGGAGGAGGGUGUGUGGAAAUGGGGGAGAUUUACGAGAAAGGAGGAGGAAACGGCGGGUCAUUGGGGAAUGUGCAGGGUAUUGAGAACUGGGCUGACUCGGGCAUGGCUGCUCCAGACAACAGCCAACAGACGGAUACAUCUACGGAUGUUGACACUGAUGACAAGCGCCAUUUUUAUCGGGUUCAGCGAGGAGCGCUCGUGGCUGUUGACUCUGCGGAUCAAUCUAAAAUGAGAAUGAGUGAUGUUAAGACGCUCCGCAGACUGGCCCAAAAUAGAGAAGCUGCGAAAAAGAGUCGACUUAGAAAGAAGGCAUACGUUCAGCAACUGGAAAAUAGUAGGUUCAGGCUUAUGCAACUGGAACAGGAGCUUCAACGAGCACGCCAGCAGGGUAUAUUUGUUGGUUCUGGAAAUCCUGGGGAUCUCAGUCAUAACAUGGCUGCCAUUGGCAAUGGGGCCAUGGCCUUUGACACCGACUAUGCCCGGUGGCUUGAUGAGCAUCAACGGCUGAUCAAUGACCUAAGAUCUGGAGUGAACUCCCAAUUGAAUGACAAUGAACUACGGAUGCGCGUGGAUGCUGUGAUGGUUCACCACGACCAGAUAUUUAGACUGAAGAACAUAGGUGCGAAGGCCGAUGUGUUCCACAUACUCUCUGGCAUGUGGAAGACGCCUGCCGAGAGGUGUUUCAUGUGGUUGGGCGGUUUCCGUUCAUCUGAACUUCUCAAGAUACUAGGGAACCACCUGGAGCCUUUGACGGAUCAACAGUUGAUGGGUAUAUGUAAUCUGCAGCAAUCCUCACAACAGGCUGAAGAUGCUUUAUCUCAGGGAAUGGAAGCUCUGCAGCAAUCUCUCGUGGACACACUUUCUUCGACCACACUGAGUCCUACUGGUUCAGGCAACGUCGCAGAAUACAUGGGCCAAAUGGCUAUUGCGAUGGGAAAGUUGGCCACUCUCGAAAACUUCGUUCACCAGGCUGACCUCUUGAGACAGCAGACGCUCCAACAGAUGCAUCGGAUAUUAACCACCCGCCAAGCAGCCCGCGCUCUUCUCGUCAUCAAUGACUACAUCUCACGUCUCCGAGCUCUAAGUUCAUUAUGGUUAGCUCGUCCUAGGACUGAAAACAUCUGUUCUGCUAAACUCUUCUGAUGUAAUCGAUAGUUUUGAUUGAAAUUAACGUUUCUAGUGGGGAUCCAUUUACUGCGACUGUAGCGAUUCGGGCCACAUUUAUAUAAAAGCUAUCUUUAGUCGAAAAGAGUUCGUUCCACAUGGCUUACGGCUUCGAGGAUAAGACCUCAUGGAAAGGGAAAGCCCUUGCGGAACGGAUGGAUGAGGACGAUCAUGUAAUUAGUGGAAACAUGAACUGCUUGAGAAUCAUCAGUUAUUGUAGUAGCGCUGGAAGCAGUUUUGCAUUUUGCACUAAUAUCCCCUUGGGCAAAAGUAGGAGACAGGUUGUCAAAAUCUCAUGUUUCUUUCACUCAUAAAGCCAUGUUCCAGAGUAAGAAAA